Microthlaspi erraticum is the source of this 417-nucleotide messenger RNA. The record is from the annotation of a GenBank genome assembly. NCBI's taxonomy places the organism in Eukaryota, Viridiplantae, Streptophyta, Magnoliopsida, Brassicales, Brassicaceae.
AUGUCUCAAAAGCUAACGUUUUGUGAACAAACUGCAAAGUCGGCUUCCGCUCGACUGGAGCUAAUGGAGUUGUGGAGGUUGCCCAUGUUGCGGUUGAAUCUACUCUUCAUGAUGAAGUAGUGCGGGAAGGUCGCGUACAUAUUAAAACUGCCAGCCUCUUCACAGGUUCACCAUGUUUUCCAUGUAUCACAGCUCAAGGACGCCGUUGGUGAUGUGCAUACGUCUACUCAAUUACCAACCAUUGUGCACGAUGUUUUGAUCAAAGAACCUGAAAGCAUUAUGGAGCGUAAGAUGGUUCAAAGGCAAGGUCGAGCUUCUACAAUGGUGCUUGUUAAGUCAACAACUCUUCCUGUCGAAGUAGCUACUUGGGAGUAUUUGUAUGAUCUGAAGAAACGGUUUCCAGCUUUCAAACCUUGA